Messenger RNA from Anoplophora glabripennis (Asian longhorned beetle), 884 nucleotides. RefSeq lists its product as uncharacterized. The record is from RefSeq and is a predicted model, not a curated record. Bases 245 to 817 code for a protein of 190 amino acids. Lineage: Eukaryota; Metazoa; Arthropoda; Insecta; Coleoptera; Cerambycidae. The transcript has 5 exons.
UUUAUGUCUUUAUGGAAAAAAUAAAGUUUUAAAUUAAAAUAUAGUGUGCCUUCUUGAAACAGCCACCCAGACAGAGCUCCCUACACAAAGAUCUUGCAUUAAAAAACGAUUUGGAAGAAUCAGAUACCGUGAAAAAUGCGAAAUGUUCAGUUAAUGAUCCCACAUUAAACGUUCUGGUAAUUUUUGCUUUUAAAAAGGAAAAAAAAUUACAUUGUGCCGCAGACUAGGCGCAACGAAUCCUAAAAUGGCUAGUUUUUGCACAAAACAACUAUUACUUGCAAUAGCGACUCUACUAUUCCUUGGAAAAAGAACGCAAAGUGCUGCGUCACCGAAGUACUUGUUGGACAUAGAACGUUUCGAGCCGUGCACCGAAUUCAACGACACAGAAAGCCCCCUAGAGAACGUGAAAUUUCUCAAGAUCAACCGUACCGCCAGAGCAUUCUUUUACGACACAACCCUCAAAAGACCUCUGGACGAAAACAUCGGGUUGAAGGCGGAGCUUGAGAAAUGGGGGUCGAGGGGUUGGAUCCAGGUACCCUUCAUGGCGCUGCAGCCCGACGCCUGCAACCUCUUCAGGAAGCUCCUCGGGAAGAUGUGGGUGGACCUCGGGGCAGCCAUGGGCGCGAAAGAACCCGGGAAAUGUCCCUUGCCGGCGGGGCGAUACAGCAUGAAAAACUUCAUGUACGACACUUCGGACCUGGGCUAUUUCGCCCCUUUCAAGGGCAAAUUCAGGUACAAGGCGAUCCUGACGGACAUGAAAACGGGGAAAGCGGUGCAGUGCAUAACGGUCGUGAUAAACGUCACUGACGCUGCCUAGACGAAGCUCCCCGACUAUUCGUAGAAGACAUGCAUGUAAAAUUAUCAGAAAUAAAAAAUGUACUUAA